Theobroma cacao (cacao) is the source of this 883-nucleotide messenger RNA. Its product is annotated as actin-depolymerizing factor-like. Gene Ontology annotation, cellular component: actin cytoskeleton. The record is from RefSeq and is a predicted model, not a curated record. Gene Ontology annotation, molecular function: actin binding. Gene Ontology annotation, biological process: actin filament depolymerization. NCBI's taxonomy places the organism in Eukaryota, Viridiplantae, Streptophyta, Magnoliopsida, Malvales, Malvaceae.
AAAAAUAAAAUUCCUUUUGUUAAGUAUUCAAAAUAGUUUCGUAGUUUUUCUUCUUUCUGGUGGCUGCUUUUUCUCCUUAUUUUCUCUCCAUAAGAACUCUCUCUUUGUCCCCUUCUCUCCAAAAAUACCCACUUUAUUUCUUCAUUUGAAGCAGCCAUGGCUUUUAGAAGAGCAAAUGCAUCAUCUGGCAUGGGAGUGGCUGAACACAGCAAAAGCACAUACAUGGAGCUGCAGAGGAAGAAGGUGUUCCGAUAUGUGAUCUUUAAGAUUGAUGAGAAGAAAAAUGAGGUUGUAGUGGAAAAGACUGGGGGUCCAGCUGAGAGCUAUGAUGAUUUCACUGCCUCAAUGCCUGAGAAUGAUUGCCGAUAUGCAGUUUAUGACUUUGAUUUUGUGACUUCUGAGAACUGCCAGAAGAGCAAGAUCUUUUUCAUUGCAUGGUCUCCUUCUGUUUCAAGGAUCCGUUCCAAGAUGCUUUACGCAACAUCGAAGGACAGGUUCAGGAGGGAACUGGAGGGCAUUCAUUAUGAAAUCCAGGCAACUGACCCCACUGAAAUGGAUCUUGAGGUGAUCAGGGAGCGUGCACGUUAAGCAUUCACUCCCGUUCAUGGGUUUCACAUGCUUAGGAAACUCCCUAGAGUUGCUUUUAGGAUGGUUUCCUGCUUCAGUUAGUUGCUGAAUUAAGUGCGGUUAUCUGUCUCUCACAGUACAUAUUUCGUGAAUUUGUCAACGUUAAAUAACACCUUGGGAAGGCUGAUUUGGAGCUCGGGGCUCAAACAUCUGAGGUAUGUUGGGACUUUGGGCUCCUCAUUGCCAUGAUGCUUCUCAGGUGAAAAUGGGUGUGAUUAUGGAUACUUGACUCUUAUUAAUGAAAUGGUUUUUCAAU